AAUGGCUUAAUCAUUAAAGCUUAUAUUGAUCAACUUUAAUUUUCAUAACCAUUUCAACUUCUAUUCUUCUUUUUUUUUAUUUUUAUCAGCACCUCUUACAUUAUUGUUAACUUCCCUUCCUCCACAUCUGUAUAUACAUACGCUCAACCAUCUCUUCCAGAAUUUCGUAUUUCAGGCACUGACAUUAACAAUAACAGAAUAAGAGAAUAUAUACUAUGACUCACCCAAAAGUACAACUGAUAACUGGUGAGAAUGCUUCUUUUAAAGCAGCCCAGCUUUUGAGUGAGCACGUCUACACUUACAAGAAAAUCGAUCAUGUCGAAGAAGUAGAAAACAGCAUCUGGGGAAAAGCAGUUUCUCAUUCAGUCUACAAACAGCAGGAUAUUGUAUCUUAUUUACGACGAGGCGCUCAUGCUUCUGCACUUAUUCCCUCUGAUACACUUCUUCCAGCCAUUCCACAACUUUACAAGCUUGCAUCACAAAAAACUGGCGUUGUUCUUCAUGUUUCUGCUGAAAAGUCUUCACCAUCUUCAUCAUUUGCUGAUUUCUCUAAAGUGAUGGCAGUACGCCAAAGUGGUUGGACACUUUUGAGCUCAUCUACUGUACAAGAAGCUCACGAUUUAGCCAUUAUAGCUCAUGUUGUCGCUAUUAAAACGAAUACUCCUGUGUUGCAUUUCUUCGAUUCCAAACGUAUUGCACAAGAAUAUGCUACUAUUCAAGUCGUGGACCAAAAAACACUUACUCAGCUUGUGUCAGCCGAGGAUCUUGAAAAUUAUCGUCAACAGCAAGAGACUCUGCUCCAACAACAGCCUCAAUCUGCUUAUCUUCAAUACAAGCAAAAGAAGGAGCAGGAGCAACAAGAAGGAGAAGAGCAAAAGGAUGUGGACGUCUAUGCUACUGUUCAUCAAGUAAUGGCACAAUUCGCCGAGAUAACAGGUCGUCAAUAUAAACCAUUGGAAUAUAAGGGUCAUGCUGAGGCGGAACAUGUUGUGGUAGCGAUGGGUGCAGGCGCAACCGUCGUAGAGAAAACAGUAGAAGCCAUUCAAUCUACGAAGAAAAAUUCAAAGAUUGGUGUCCUUAAAGUGAGACUGUACCGUCCUUGGUCAGAUACUGACUUUUUGCAAGCUUUACCCAGUGCUUCCGUCACACGUUUGGCCGUAUUGGAACCCUCUCAUGAUCACGCAUCCACCUGGAACCCUUUAUUUUUGGAUAUCACUGCUGCAUACCAAACAGCCGAGGAUAAUGAUGUGGAGAUUAUUAGUGGCCAAUAUGGUGUAGAGUCUCAAGAUUUUUCACCCGCUCAGGUUCAAGCUGUAUUUGCGGAACUGAGCAAGCUCAAUUUCCAACGUAAAUUCGAAGUGGCUACCUUGAAACCUGUUAUUGAUGAUAUCAAAACCAUCUCUCCCGCUGGUACAGAAGAGUUCAUUAUUGUCCAGGAUGAAGCUCUUGCUUUAAAUUAUGCUCAGAUUGCUGUUUCAACUGGUAAAAAUGCUCAAAUUUAUACAGUUAAUGGCGUUUCUCAUAUUCGUGUUUCCAGUUCAUUCGAUACCUUUAUUCCUUCUCUUAUUGCAACGGCUGAAGCUGUACUUUUACAAGAUAACAAAAUUAACGCUGCUCCCGCACUUGAAGGCGGCCUUGCAACUGACGGCAUCCUCAUUCUGUCUGGUACCGCUGCUGAUGCCAAUUUGGACAGCUUUACCAAAUGCACUAAGCGUUACAUUUAUGAAAAUAGUACCAGAGUGGUUGCAAUUGACAAUGCCAAGGACCUUGUCUCCUCAGGUCUGUCCACUGCGCUAUCAAACGCUGUUGACCGGGCUAUUCCUGAAAGCUGGGGCCCGGACUCAUUCCCCAGAACGCCUUUCUUCCCUCCACCUGCCACUCCUGCACCUGCUCCUUUACCUAUCGAAACACCUUACUUGAAAAUGCUCGAUCAAGUAUUCCAAGAUCGUCUCGAGAUUGCCAAUGCUACUAACAGUGCAUCUGUUUGGUCGCGUGAUGAGCAAAACCCUGAGGCUGCUGCACCUGAAUUCGGAUAUGGUAAAUUGUUAAAUCGUAUUCAAGAACGUACCCGUUUCAUUGACGCUGCUGAACAAAUUGUCAAGGAGAAUAAAGUAUCGUCGACUUUAUACAAGGCCUUAUCUCAAUGGUUGUUGUACGUUAAAUCUGACAAACAAGAUGUCAAUGCUGUGAACAAGGCUGCCAAGGCGGUCAUUGCAGCUUUAGGCGAUGCAACAAUUGAUGAAGAGAAGUAUAUUGUGAAGAACAAGGAAUACUUAUUUGCAAAGUCUAAUUGGUUGAUUGGGUCUGAUAAGUGGGCUUAUGAUCUUGGCCAAUCUGGUGUUCAUCAUGUCAUCGCUCAAGGUGAAAAUGUGAAUAUGUUAAUCGUUGAUACCUUGCCUUAUUCUGAUGGAAAGAUCUCACGUGAAGAGCGUAAGAAAGACAUUGGUCUUUAUGCUAUGAGUUUCGGAUCUGCUUACGUUGCUUCCGUUGCUGUUUAUUCAUCCUAUACCGGUGUAUUGCAUGCUCUUAUGGAAGCUGAUGCUUAUCAAGGUCCUUCUAUUGUUUUGGCUUAUUUGCCUCAACAACACAAAGAAGUUGAAAAUGGAUACCAUGUUGACCCUAUUUAUACUUUGAAGGAGACCAAGAUCUCCGUUGAUAAUGGCGCUUGGCCUUUGUAUCGCUGGAAUCCAGCUUUGGAAUUGGAAAAUAAGGAACCGUUUGCUUUAGAUUCUCAACGUAUCAAGAAGGAUCUUGAAAAGUUCUUGGAGCGUGAAAAUCAUUUCUCUCAAAUUGUUUCUGAACAUCCUGAUAUCUCUGAAUUACUUGUGAGCUCGUUGGAGAAGGAUGUUGAUAGGCGUCACAAGAAAUUGAAACGUAAAGCGCGUGAGGAUUAUGUAAAGCUGCUUUCAGGUUUAGGCGCGGCUAAUGGUCCUCCUUUAACCGUCUUAUUUGCUUCUGAUAACGGCAAUGCCGAAGGCGUUGCUAAAAAGAUCGCUAAUCGUGGUAAAUCCCGUGGUCUACAAGUAAAGCUUAUGGCUAUGGAUGAUUAUGAGGAUGUGAAAGAAUUGGGUGGCGAAACAAACGUUGUAUUUAUAGUUUCCACUGCUGGUCAAGGUGAAUUUCCCUCAAAUGGUCGUGAUAUGUGGAAGGCGCUCAACAACUUAAUUACGGGAGACGCUGACUUCUCCCAGCUCAAUUAUGCUGUCUUUGGUAUGGGUGAUAGUCAUUACUGGCCUCGUGAGGAGGACGCUAUGUUCUAUAACCGUCCUGGUAAAUUGAUAGAUGCAAAGUUGGAAACCUUAGGCGCCAUCCGUCUUGUUGAAUUAGGCUUGGGUGAUGAUCAAGAUGCCGAUGGUUUUGAAACUGGUUUAGCUGCCUGGCAACCAGAAUUUUGGAAGGCUUUAGGUGUGAAAGACGUAGGUGCUGAAGACGAUGAACCCAAGUUAACUGAUGAUCAAAUGAAAAUCAACUCCCACUACCUUCGUGGCACCAUUGCUGAAGACCUCGCUGAUGAAUCAACAGGAGCUAUUGGCGAGAUCAACGGUAAACUGCUCAAGUUCCAUGGUUCUUAUGGUCAGGACGAUCGUGACGUCAGAGAAGAGCGUAAGAAGAUGGGUUUGGAAAAGGCUUAUAGUUUUAUGAUCCGUGUACGUAUGCCCGGUGGUGUUGCUACUCCUGCUCAAUGGCUCGCUAUGGAUGAAUUGGCUGACAAAUACGCUAAUGGAGCUAUUAAAAUGACGACGCGUCAAGCUUUCCAAUUGCAUGGUGUGCUUAAGAAAAACCUACGUACCACCAUCCGUGGUAUUAACAAAUCUCUUCUUUCUACCUUGGCUGCUUGCGGUGAUGUCAACCGUAAUAUCAUGGUCACACCUGUUACUGAAAUUCCUGAAGUUCAUCCCCAAGUUCAAGAAUUCAGCAUAAAAUUGAUGGAACAUUUGGCUCCUAAAACAACUGCUUAUCAUGAAAUUUGGUUAUCAAACGAACUAGUGGCUGGUAAUGCCGUACAAGACUUCGAACCUAUUUAUGGCCCUACUUAUUUGCCCCGUAAAUUCAAGAUUGUCGUAGCAGUUCCUCCCAAUAACGAUGUCGAUAUUUUUGCUCAUGAUUUGGGCUUUAUUGCUAUUGUUGAUGAGCAAAAGAAAGUGACCGGUUACAACGUUACCAUUGGUGGUGGUAUGGGUAUGACACACGGUAACAAGAAGACAUAUCCUCGUCCUGCCAACGUGAUUGGUUACGUUCCUGCUGAAUUAGGCGUUGCUUGUGCUGAAGCUGUUAUGACAACACAGCGUGAUUAUGGUGACCGUACCAACCGUAAGCAUGCUCGUUUCAAGUAUACUAUUGAUACCCACGGCCUAGACUUUAUUAAAAACGAGAUUGAACAACGUAUGGGUGCCAAAUUCGAAGAAAUCAAACCUUUUGAAUUCAAGGAUAAUGCAGAUCGUUAUGGUUGGUCUAAGGGCUUGGAUGACAAAUGGCAUUUCGGUAUGUUUAUUGAAAACGGUAAGAUCAAGGACUGGCCUGAUUUCCAACCCAAGAGCGGUCUAAAGGAAUUAGCACAAUGGCACAAAGGUGAAUUCCGCUUAUCUCCCAACCAACAUCUUAUCAUUGCCAAUGUACCUGAAGAAGAUCUUGAAAAGACAAAAGCUCUCUUAGCUAAAUACAAGAUGGAUAAUCUCUCCUUUACAGGCCUUCGAUUGAAUGCCAUGGCUUGUGUUGCUUUACCAACCUGUGGUUUGGCUAUGGCAGAAUCUGAGCGUUAUUUACCUACACUUGUUGGCCAUCUUGAACAUGCUAUUGAGGAAGCUGGUCUCCGUGAUGAUGCUAUUACAAUUCGUAUGACUGGUUGUCCUAAUGGUUGUGCUCGCCCUUAUCUUGCUGAACUCGCCUUUGUAGGCAAAGCACCCAAUACAUAUAAUGUCUAUCUCGGUGGUGGACAUCAAGGUCAGCGUUUGAAUAAGUUAUAUAAAGAAAGCUUGAAGGAAGAAGAAAUCUUAAAGGAGAUUAAUCCUAUCAUCAAACGAUAUGCUUUGGAGCGUCUUCAAGAUGAACCAUUUGGUGACUUUGUCAUUCGUGCUGGAUACGUUAAGAAGACUAUUACAGGCACUGACUUCCAUGAUCUUUAACACAAAAAGCAUAUAAUAUGUGUUGUAGCAAUUUAACUGUACAAUAUUAAUUCUUCUAUGUCUACUAUAUGUAUCUUUUUGCAUCUCUUCAUUUUUUUUCUUAUUAUAUCUAAUUGAAAUGAUCCCCCUUCCCUAUAUAUGACUAUGACAUCCACCUCGGUGUCAAAAGUUUUCGAAUAAAAUUUAUAGACUGUUACUAUUUUGCUUUAAGCUUU
Mycotypha africana is the source of this 5338-nucleotide messenger RNA. Its product is annotated as thiamine diphosphate-binding protein. The transcript is spliced from 3 exons. The record is from RefSeq and is a predicted model, not a curated record. Gene Ontology annotation, cellular component: sulfite reductase complex (NADPH). Gene Ontology annotation, molecular function: sulfite reductase (ferredoxin) activity; 4 iron, 4 sulfur cluster binding; sulfite reductase (NADPH) activity. Gene Ontology annotation, biological process: amino acid biosynthetic process; sulfate assimilation. The coding region runs from base 216 to 5123 and encodes 1635 amino acids. NCBI's taxonomy places the organism in Eukaryota, Fungi, Mucoromycota, Mucoromycetes, Mucorales, Mycotyphaceae.